Messenger RNA from Aegilops tauschii subsp. strangulata, 2139 nucleotides. Lineage: Eukaryota; Viridiplantae; Streptophyta; Magnoliopsida; Poales; Poaceae. The record is from RefSeq and is a predicted model, not a curated record.
AUGAGCGACCAAACAAGGAAGAAAGACAUGAAGAGGAAGAGAGCUCAAUCAAUCCAUACUAAUUUCAAGCCAAUUGGUUCAAUCUCCCAGCCAUGUGAACAUGGUGAUGGUGCUAAUACAAAUGAUGUGCAGCCUAGCGAAGAGAACAACCCUAGUCAUGCUGAAGGUGAUGCUCAAGAUGUUCCGAAGCCAGUUGGGAAGUGUGGUUCGGACACAUUCACUGUCAAAGGAUUUGAUAAGUGGAAGAAGGUUAACAAUGGAAAAGAAUGUGCUUUUCUCAAACAUAUGGGCACUACUCCCAGCUCUGCUCAUAACUUUGCAGUUCGUUGUUACGAAAAUCUGAAAAAUAAUCCAAUUCAUAUUGACAAGGUGAUGAAAAAGCAAACUAAGCAAAUGGUUCUUGAUGCAAGACUGAGGCUUAAGACUUCUAUUGAUGCCAUGAGGUGGUUAAUGUUUCAAGCAUGUCCAUUUAGAGGAAAUGAUGAAUCUGAGGAUUCCAAGAAUCAAGGUAAUUUCAAGGAAAUGAUUAAGCUUUUGGCUUCUUAUAAUAAGGAUGUACAAGAAGUUGUACAGAAUGCUCCUAAAAAUGCAAAGUACACCUCCUCAACUAUUCAGAAGGAAAUUGCUAGCAUAAUUUCACGAAAAGUGCAAACCUCAAUUAAAGAAGAAAUGGGUAACAGCAAGUUUGCAAUACUGGUUGAUGAAUGUCGGGAUGAGUCUAAAAAAGAUCAGAUGGCAGUAGUUGUUCGGUUUGUGAACAUAGAAGGGUUGAUAAGGGAGCGUUUCCUUGAUCUUGUUCAUGUUAGUGACACUUGUGCUUUGACUCUCAAGAAUAAAAUCAUUGCUGUCCUAGUUGAUAAUGGGUUGAAUGUGCAAGAUAUUAGAGGCCAAGGGUACGAUGGAGCAAUUCUAAGAAGUGUAGCAACUGAUCGCUCAGCUACAAGGAAUUCAAGAGGAGACGCUGCAGGUGCCCUGAAGAUAUUAAACACAUUUGAUUUUGUCUUCAUUCUGCACCUAAUGGAAAGAAUUAUGAAAAUCACGGAUAUCUUGUGUGUUAAACUUCAAAAUAAAAGUUUGGAUAUUGCUAAUGCACUGGAUUGUGUUUCUAACACAAAGUCGUUGCUUGCUGAACUGAGACAAGAUGGAUGGGAAAGUCUUUUUGAAGAUGUCAAAUCAUUUUGUGUGAAACAUGAGAUUGAUAUCCCGGACAUGGAUCAAAGUUUGGAUAUUGCUAAUGCACUGGAUUGUGUUUCUAACACAAAGUCGUUGCUUGCUGAACUGAGACAAGAUGGAUGGGAAAGUCUUUUUGAAGAUGUCAAAUCAUUUUGUGUGAAACAUGAGAUUGAUAUCCCGGACAUGGAUCAAAGUUUGGAUAUUGCUAAUGCACUGGAUUGUGUUUCUAACACAAAGUCGUUGCUUGCUGAACUGAGACAAGAUGGAUGGGAAAGUCUUUUUGAAGAUGUCAAAUCAUUUUGUGUGAAACAUGAGAUUGAUAUCCCGGACAUGGAUCAAAGGUAUGUUGAUGUAACAAAAUCAAGAAAUAAGCAUGACAACACCACCGUUAUCCAUCAUUACAAAGUAGAUGUGUUUAAUGUUGCAAUAGAUCAACAAGUGAUAGAGUUGAAUGAUCGAUUCAGUUCUCAAGUUACGGAGCUUCUAGAUCUUUGUUCAUCAUUGGACCCUAGACAUGAUGCCUUCGACAAGUCAAAGAUAUGCACUCUAGUGGAAAAAUUCUAUCCUGCUGAUUUUACUAGUCAAGAAAGAGAUCGGUUGGAGUGUGAAUUACCACAUUUUCAGCUUGAUACAUUGAACCAUCCAGAGAUCAAAAAUUGCAAAUCACUUGCUGAUAUGACAAAAGGGAUAAUUAAAACUGGCAAGUCUUCUGAUUAUCCUAUGGUUGAGAGGUUGUUACGAUUAGUAAUAACUCUUCCGGUGUCAACUGCAACAGCAGAGCGAGCCUUUUCCGCAAUGAAACUUGUCAAGACACGUCUUCGAAGUAAAUUGGGAGAUGAUUUUCUUCGUCAUUGCACUAUAGUCUACAUUGAGAAGGAAAUAGCAGCCAAGUUUAGCUCCGACGAUAUUAUUGAGAUAUUUGAUACUGGUGCUCGUAAAUCCGACUUCAAAUUAAUAGAUAUGUAA